Salvelinus sp. IW2-2015 is the source of this 1689-nucleotide messenger RNA. RefSeq names its product protein patched homolog 2-like. The record is from RefSeq and is a predicted model, not a curated record. Gene Ontology annotation, cellular component: plasma membrane. Gene Ontology annotation, biological process: negative regulation of smoothened signaling pathway. The annotation marks the transcript as partial. Gene Ontology annotation, molecular function: hedgehog family protein binding; hedgehog receptor activity; smoothened binding. NCBI's taxonomy places the organism in Eukaryota, Metazoa, Chordata, Actinopteri, Salmoniformes, Salmonidae. The transcript has 2 exons.
AGGCCGGUUCACUCAAGCAAAAAAUAGCAGAUAAAGGAGCCUCUCUUUGCAAGCAGGAGCAAAGGCGCUUGGUAUGUGGGAAUGGGAGAGUAGCAGCUUUAUUUGAAGCCACUCUCUUCAUGAAUCAUUGGAGUGAGGUUGGGCCCAGAGUUAGGACACUUUGGGGAUUCUUUUUUCUCUCUAUACCAACUAAAGUAAAUGGCAUCAAAGUUUUUAGAUUCUUUUAUUUAUUUCUUUACAGCAUUUACUUUUUAUAUGAUUGGUACAGCAUUAAAUUAUGACUUGUAAUGGUCUGAGUUCUUGUUUCUUGUAGAUUUUUUGUUGUUGAUAGUUUGAUUAUUGGAUUUUUUGGAGAUGUGAGAAUGUAAAUUAAAAAUAAAAUAAUUCAAUCGACCAAGUGGGUUAUAUGUAUAAAAAUAAAUGGUACAAUUUUAACACAGGAAGGAGGGAAAAGUAAAAAAACAUUACGAGCCGGGAGAGCCGGGAGACAUUACGACCUUACGGAGCUGAGGCCAUUUCUGGUUGUGUGGUGUAUUAUGGGUAAUGUGGUAGAAUACAGAUGUUGCAAGGGCAAUCCUGUAAAGCGGAGGAUGCUUCCUCUUGACAAGUACUCUCUUUGUACUGGUGGGAGCCACUGAGUUAGCGCACUGUACUAAGUUUACUUGGUACAGCAAAAGCUGUCAACUGACACCAAAGCGUUAUCCCUCAGGCCACAUAAUUGCCUGCUCUUUGGAGAAAAUUAUAAAUGUAGCAUGGAGGAGGACCCAGAGGCAGCAGCAGCGAAAAGCCUUAGGAUUAGGCAUUUUGAAAGGCUCUGUGAACAUCACACCACUAAACAGCGUGAGAGGCAGGCAGGCAAUCAACCCAACAGAGAGAGCACACAGACAGACUCCCUGCUCAGCUCUCCCACCAGCCAGCCCUCUCACUGCUCCACUGCAGCCUUAUCAAGAUGUUUAGAGGCAGAGGUAAUUGUUAUGACUCGAUGCACAAAGUUAAGAAAUAGGCGCGAGCAGCCUGCCGCCGUGUUUUUCCCUCUGCAUUGUGGCCCCGUGUAACAGGAUAAUAAACGCUACUUUAUAAACGCAGUAUCUGCAGCUCCUCGUCACCAGGGAGAGCCCAGCAGAGGCAGGGCAAGAUCAGAACCAGCCAGAAGCAUACAGGAAGGGAGAUGGGGAGGUGUAGGUACGGUGGCAUGGGUGCAGCUGGAGGAGGAAAGGAAAGAAAAAGGGAGGGGCAGAACGUGCUGCAGAAAGAGCACAGCUGAACUGGACUUAACAGGACUGUAUAUAAAGUGACGUAGAUUGCUAUAGCCAUGGCAUCGCUCUGCUGUGCCCUGCGACUCCCACUGAGCCUGUAUGUUGUUGUGUUCCUCUACAGGGGGAUGCCGGACAUCCAGUGGAUGAACCUGGACCCUUUGAAGCUGAUGGAGGAGCUCAGCCAGUUCACCAGUCUGGAGGGCUUCAGGGAAAUGCUGGACAAGGCCCAGGUGGGUCACGCUUACAUGAACCGCCCCUGCCUGGACCCCAACGACCCCGAGUGCCCCCUCAGCGCCCCCAACAAGGACCUGAGAGAGAGUCCUGACAUUGCCGGGCGGCUCCAAGGCGGUUGCCACGGCUUCUCCAAAAAGUUCAUGCACUGGCAGGAGGAGCUGAUCCUGGGCGGUCGGGUCAAGGACACCCAGAAUGCUUU